Messenger RNA from Colletotrichum scovillei, 1354 nucleotides. RefSeq lists its product as uncharacterized. Gene Ontology annotation, biological process: endosomal transport. The transcript has a single exon. Bases 274 to 1236 code for a protein of 320 amino acids. The record is from RefSeq and is a predicted model, not a curated record. Gene Ontology annotation, cellular component: BLOC-1 complex. NCBI's taxonomy places the organism in Eukaryota, Fungi, Ascomycota, Sordariomycetes, Glomerellales, Glomerellaceae.
UGGGGAUUCAAGGCUACGUGGCUACGCAGACGCGCAGAUAACCUUACCUUUCUCCCCCGCCACCCGCAUAGUCUCCCACUUGCCUAGCUCACGAUCCUUUCGAGAGCUCUCUUCAUCUCCCCACCACGGAACCGGAAGCAUACAAGGUACACGCAAGACCCCAUUUCCCAUAUUCUUAUCCAGAAAGUGAGCAGUGGUAUCUGCGCGUGGGUAUUUUACACGCGCGUGUACCGUAUACCGUACACCAGAAGGACUCAACAACGCACCGCCGUCAUGUUCGCCUCGCUAUCAUCAUCCUGGUCGGGGAGGAAUGCGCAGCCGCCGCCUCCCCCGGCGCCGUCUUCAUCAACGACCUCGACGUCGCAACACCCCAGCAUAUCAAGCGCCUCCCGCGCAGAGCACCCGCAGUCCUCCAACACCUCCGUCUCCGGCCCCGCGGCCCCUCACAACGUGCUCAUCGGCGCCGCUCAACAACACCAACUACAACAGCAACAACAUGCACCACCACCGGCCCCCGCCUCUGCCUCCUCGGCGGCGGCCGCAUCAGCCUCCUCCUCCUCACCGCCCCAACAACCCCUCCACCAAACCCUCCCCUCCCCAGACCAACAACACCACAUCUCCGAGGCGCGCGCCGCCGUCGUCGCCUCCAUCGGCAACAUGCUCGACGGCGAGCUGCAGACCCGCGCGCGGAUGUUGCACGCCAACGCGGCGGCGCUCGACAAGCAGGAGCGCGACGUUGUGCGCGCGACGGAGGCGCUGCGGAAAGAGAACGACAAGCUGGCAAAGUUCUCGGGGGACGCGGCGCGCAGGGUGAAAGAGCUGGGCAACGUACAGAACUGGGCCGAGGUGCUGGAGCGGGAUUUCUUGGUGCUCGAGGAGACGUUAAGGCUCGUAAGGGCGGGGAGUUGCGGGAGCGGGUGUGAGAGUUGUGGGAGUGAAGGGAGUUGGAGUGGGAGUGGGAGCUGGAGCGGGAGUGAGGUCGGGGAUGGGGAGGGGGAUGUGAGGAUGGGGAAGGACGGGCAUGGUGGUGAUGUGAACAAGGAGGGUGAUGGUAAAGGGAAGAUGAAGCAGCAGCAUCAUCAUCAUCAUCAUCAUCAUCAUGGGCUUGUUGAUAUGGAGAUUGAUGGGGGACAUGAGGAUUGUUCGGAGAGUCAGAGUUUGACUGAGGCGGAGUCGAGCACUGGGACGGAUGGUCGAGCCAAGGGGUCUGAGACGACAUCGAUUUCGACACUGUGAUCUGCUUGUGGCGGUGGUGGACAGACAUGAUACCUUUUUUCUUCACGACUGAACGAUGAUGAUGACCUAUUCACGAAACGGACUGAAGUUCGAACAACAAAGUUUGAUGAUUUUGAAA